Messenger RNA from Sipha flava (yellow sugarcane aphid), 2931 nucleotides. RefSeq lists its product as uncharacterized. The record is from RefSeq and is a predicted model, not a curated record. The transcript is spliced from 19 exons. Gene Ontology annotation, cellular component: motile cilium; extracellular exosome. The coding region runs from base 1 to 2931 and encodes 976 amino acids. Gene Ontology annotation, biological process: cilium assembly; cilium movement. NCBI's taxonomy places the organism in Eukaryota, Metazoa, Arthropoda, Insecta, Hemiptera, Aphididae. Gene Ontology annotation, molecular function: protein binding.
AUGGAUAACUCAUCAAUAAAUAAAGUUGAGCAAUUCUUUGAAUUUAUCUUGUUUUUGGAUUUUAUCGAAGAUCUAGAAAUCUCUCUUAAUUUUCCGCUACAAUUUAAUGUAUAUGUUGAAUUCCAUGAUAUUUUAUUGAACGGAGAAAAUGUGAUUGUUACUGUGUUGGAUGGAGCAGGGACGAUUAAUUUAAAAGUUGCUUUAAAUUUUCCUCUGAAUGAAAUUUCUGAGUACAACAGUUUUGCUUCUUAUCCUAUGCUAGUUUACUUCGAAUCACUGAAUGAAAUUGAACGAAGCUAUCAACAAUCAAUAAAAAGAAAUAGUAGUAUUCAUCAAACAUGGGUCUGCGUUGUAGACUUGUUGCCAUUGAUAUAUGCGCCGGCAGCCGCCGCCGCGGAUGGUGGCGACGGCGGUGACACGGCGGCGAGCGGACGGUACCCGCUGAGGGCGAUGGGAGAGCUCAACCGGAAUUUGCUGUCGGACGCGGGCGCGCGCCUGAACGCGACCGUGUCGCGUCCGGAGACGAGUCCGUUUCGAGCGUUCCCGCCGCCCAACAACGUUCUGAACGUUACGGUGCACGGACUGUACAAUCCACCGUUGAAUGGCCAUCGACGUCAUCGUCACGCGGCCACCACGUGUACGGCCACGUUGGACGUAGCCGAGGCAAUCGAUCCGGAUUUUCAUAGCUUCGUAUUUGCGCACGGCACGUACACGGACAUAACGAGGGACGUAAACGACCUGCGAUGGUACAGCUUGGAUAACAUGUCGGCAACCGUAUCCGCCACGGGUCAGAGGUUCGAGGAACAAGACGCCGUCGUGGUGAAUUCCGCGAACAUUCCCGAACCAAAAGACAUAAUGUUCAAAGGGCCUAGAUACGAAUGGAAUAUGAGACAACGAUUUCUUUUGAACAAAAAAUCUUCACAAACGUUUCAGGACUUUAUUUUCGAACAUAGGUAUAUGUUUGUCAAAUUUAUAUUCACUAAGAAUUCUAUGAUAACCAACAACACGGUUUUUUCACAAGAACUUAAUGACCGAGAAUCAAACGAAAACGUCAACGAUGAAGUUGUUCACGUAGCCCUUUUGGACUUGUCGAUGUUGUUACAACCCAACUGCACUUCAGUGAGAUGUUUAUCAACUGUCCAUGCACUUGACGAAAAUAUAAUACAAACCCAUGGAUUUUCAUCAGCUGCUCUUAUUACCGAAGAAUUUAUUGAAAAAAAUACUAUUGGAGAUCAGCAUUUAGAAAAGUCUUCAAUACCGUUGCUGGAUGUAUCUAAAGACUUGUCCACUCACUUCAUACCAGAUAAUUCUGCAGAUCGGGUAUCACCGUUUGUCGUUGUUGAUAUUUCAGUGUCCAAUUCGUUCUAUGAUCAAUAUUUAAAACACGUAACAUCAAAAAUGUUAGAACUGAACAUUAUUCUUGAAAAACCAAUGGCUACAACAGUUGCACCGAUAACGUCAAAUAAAUACCAAGAAUGUUUGAAGACCACCAUAGAAUCGUUGAUAGGAACAUCAAUAAGAAUCAAUGAUCCAGAUGGUGAUAACGAGGACUACUACGUGAACGAGCUUAAGGAUUCCGGCGUUUACGGAUCAAUGCAAUCGCUAUUAUGUAACGAAAUCCGACAGUACAUUAUAGACAACUAUGCGGGUCCGAUGAUCGGUGAAACGAUUCAGAGCUUCGUAAAUCGGAUUUUCAUGGAUCUAGUGGAUAAAAUGAAGAAAACGGUCAAGUCAUUCGAGUUUUCACAUUCUUGCGGUGAUGCCGAGAACGUAGUAAAAUCUGAUCAUGAUAUGAUGAUUGUGUACGCCAGAGAAGCAGACGAACUGAAACAGACGGAACGCGCAAAAAAAAUCUGCUUUGACUUAAUCUCUACAGCUGGCACAAGGUGUAACCCGAACUACUGGUUAUUAUACGCUAGUUUUUGCUCAAGGCGACUAGAUUUCAAUACGGCUUUGGAGUAUGUUAAAGAAGUGUUAUUAGUCGACAGUGGCAAUCAAAUCGGAUUAUUUUUGUAUGCCGCAAUACAGUUGACUAUUUACGAGGACAACAACAAUGGUGAAAUCGUGUUGAAGUCUUUGAUAAUGAGUCACGGAGAUUUCAGUGAAGUGUAUGCCUUGCUCAGUGUUCACUAUUAUACACUCAACAUGUAUAAAACCAGCAAAAUUAUGCUACAAAGGGCUCUAAAAACUGUCGAAAAAGACGAAUUUGAAAAUAAUAAUCUACUUCACGAAAAUCUUUUGAGCUGGCAAUCAAUAGGUCAUAGCAACAAUCCUUUGAUUAAAUGUGCAAUUUUACUAUUAAAACACGAACUGGUAGAAUUGGCAACUCGUUGCUUAAAAUUGGUAGUAGAACAUAGUGAACAGUACCAUUAUUACAUGGCCGUGUGUGAAAACAAAAAAGGAAACUAUUCAGCAAGCUUAGAACAUUUAGAACAUAAAAUAUUGUUAGGAAAAUAUGAAAAAUGUUUCGACGCAUUGCGAUAUCUUAACGACAUAGAGUUGAACGAAUCGAUGGACGUUUUAAAAAACUAUUUGUUACAAGUGAUACAUACCGAAAAGCCGCGCAAAGAACUUCAUUUGGUUUAUUUAAAAUGUGCUCUGCGUUGUUAUACAAACAAAUGGUAUGCCAGAGGAACGGAAAUCUGCCGAAUCGCUGGCAACGUGCUACGCACGCCGAUGGUAUUCACAUUGUUGGCAAAAUGUUUGAUUGAGAUUGGCGAAUUGGAAGCCGCAGAGGAAGCGCUGAACGAAGCCAACCUUAUGGACGUUAAGAACGAGGAAGUGUGGGCAUACCUGACGAUUGUAAACAUCAGAAUGGGAAACGCCGAUGAAGCGAAAGUCUGCUACACGCAAGCCCUAGAGUAUGGACUAAAACAAGAAAUGAAAAAGGAAAUCAACACAUUGUUAAAAAGAAGACACUUAAAUAUUUAA